AUGAGUAUUCGGAAUCAUAACCGUUCAGAUCAAUUCGCUCAGAAUGACAACAGCGAUGACGAUUAUCUGCUAGAGCAAAGUCUUGUAAAAGUAGAAGCUGACUUAUCAAAAAAAAAUUCGUUUGUCAGCAUGGACGAUAUCGAAAAUGGAGAUGAUAUAGUGUGGAGUGAUGGCGACUCUUUAACUUGGCCUGAAGUAGAAGAUACAAUCGAUAAUGGAAGUGAUAUUUUAGUAGCCGAAGCAUUAGAUGAAACGAAGGCCAAAACGAUCGUUAACAGUAGUCAGGUUGAAGAUAUUUACGACUUUGAUUCAUCAGAUGAUGAAGAGCUGGUUGCAGCAGAAGAGGAAAUUACAGGACAAACAUCUUUUUCUUCGAUUAAAAGUGAAUUAACGACUUCAUCGAAUUACAAAACUCCAUCGUCAAAAAAUAUAUCAUCACCUUCAUCAUCAAUUAACAGCAUAGCCAGUAGCUCUCCUGAAAAUGUUAAAACCAAUGUGACUUCAACCCCUCUGCUAAGUAGCAAGCAACUGACAUCGCAUAAAGUUCUAAUGCGUAAACGAAAAGCCAGUGAAUUUAUAAAAGAAUUGACCAGCCGUGAUAGCCCUUCAAUGGAUGAAAAUUUUGUAGAAAAAAAGAAAUCGUCCAUAGAAGUUCAAAUCUUAACAGAAUGCAAGUCUUAUGGUUUAUCUAUAACCUUCUGCAAUGUUGUCAAACAUAAUCAAAUUGGUCAAACCGAAAAGGAUGAUGAUUUAUCAAAUUACUCCCAUGUGAUUGCUAUUUUUACUGGUGAAACUAAAACAUCAAUAAAAUACAAAACUGGCGAUUGUGUGGAAAUUUUUGAGCCUUGGCAGAGGCUGGACAUUCCAGCUAAGGACUCUCCAGUUCUUAUAUGUACAUACUUCGGUAUUCUUAGUAAUACGAAAACAGAAAGCAUUGUUGGAGAUGGUAGCCAAAACAGUGGCGUCAGAACAGCAGUAGAUAUUCAAAAACUGCUCAAUUCUUCUCGUAGCGCUCUUAGCCCUGAUGAGAGUCGAAUACCACUAUCCAAGGAUCUUCGUCGUCGUCGUUUAAUAUUCCAUAGUAGCAAUUUGUCUUCAAUAGGGUCAGAUGAAAGCAAAGCUGGUAACGAGUUUGAUCAGACCAAGAAUGAAACUCGAUCCAUAAAGAGUUCGCUAACUUUAGUAACAAGUUCAGAUGAUGGAUCACUUUACGGGUCUAGUACGUCACUACAUGCAGCAAUUGAAAGUAGCUCUCUAUUUAAGCACCCAAAUAGUGUAUCAUUUAUUGGCAGAAUACAAAGAAUCUGUAGUACUAUUGCAAGAAAUUCUACGAGUUCAAGGACAGACUCAAGAAAAAACAAUGUCGUUAAAAGUAUUAUCCAUAGGGCAUCAAGCUCUAGCUCAUAUUGCCAACAGAAGUGGAUGCUCAUUGUACAAGAUCUCUGCGGAACUUUUACCGAAAUCAUAGUAGACUGUCAAGUGAGUCAGCUAAACAGUUGGCAUCAUUGCUUAAGGGAAGGUGAAGGAAAGUGCUUCAAAUUUUCCAAUUUAGACGUAGCUAAUCGAACGAACAGUCAGAAAUCUCCAGUACUAUUUAGCUUACUGAAAUCGUUACCUUUAAAUGACGACAAUGAAUACAAAAAUUUACAAAAUAUCGAUAACAACAAUUCUUGUUCAAAUUGUUAUAUUCUUACUGCUCGUGCUGGAGAAUCUUCGGCUACUCUGAUUCCCUCUAAUGAGGAAUAUCUCUACGAAUCAAUCACAGCAAGCUUUGAUGCUUAUUCUUACCCUAAGAUUAGCUCCUUAUAUUCGGUUAAAAUGUUAUCGGGAGAAUGUCAACGAGUUAGCACGGCGGUCAAAGUUGUCUACAUAAGACAUGAUGAUGAUCCAAAUUCUAAUAUUCAGCAAAUCAGUUCUUCUAAUGUUUCAUUUUCUCAACUGGGAUUAUACGUAUAUGCAACGGACAGCAGUAUACUUAGUAAAAGUAUCCCGCGAACACCCAACGAAAGCAAUGAUUGUAAUACUUCACAAUUGUUAAGGAAUGAACCUAUUGUAAUGAUCCAUUUGGACAAGACUGUUGUUUUACUAAAUUCUUUGGUUCAAUGCCUUGAUUCAAAUUGCAACUUUUUCGCUGAUCGUUAUUCUAUUGUUUGUAAAGCAACAUCGGAAAAAGACGUGAAAAAUGAAACCAUAGGAAUACCCGAUAAUAUUUAUAAUAAUUUGCUAAGUAUUGAUCUCAAAAGUCUGCGAAGGUUGCAACUUAGUAAUACUAAUCGAAACUUAGUUUGUAUUGAAGGUCAGCUACUAGAUCUUGAUAAAGAAUCAAUAAAAUUCUAUUUCCAUUGUAUGGCUUGCAAGAAAAAGAACUUUAUAUAUGAUGAUAGAUACGUGCGCCGGUGUCAUAAAUGUAAACCGAGUCAAAUUACAUGCAAGCUUGGCUUUGAAGUUCAAGCCAGCCUUGAAACAGAAGAGAGUAUUGCUCAAUGCUUUGACUUAAAGAUGACGAUAAAUGAUAUAGUAUUAGGCAAUCUUAUAGCCCCUGAACGUCUACGAUCUUGUCCUACAGAGGAUUUGGGAUAUUUGAAAGGAAAUAAGAUUGGCCCUCUUAAUGGUUACGUACGGAAGAAACUAAUUAAUAAGUGCAAUAAUAGAACUACGUUUAUUAUUGAGGAAAUAGCGUUAUCAAAUUAA
Trichoplax adhaerens is the source of this 2691-nucleotide messenger RNA. RefSeq lists its product as uncharacterized. Gene Ontology annotation, biological process: regulation of establishment of protein localization to chromosome; double-strand break repair via homologous recombination. Gene Ontology annotation, cellular component: nucleoplasm; nuclear chromosome. The record is from RefSeq and is a predicted model, not a curated record. Bases 1 to 2691 code for a protein of 896 amino acids. NCBI's taxonomy places the organism in Eukaryota, Metazoa, Placozoa, Uniplacotomia, Trichoplacea, Trichoplacidae. The transcript has 15 exons.